Messenger RNA from Mytilus californianus (California mussel), 973 nucleotides. RefSeq names its product basic phospholipase A2 4-like. NCBI's taxonomy places the organism in Eukaryota, Metazoa, Mollusca, Bivalvia, Mytilida, Mytilidae. The coding region runs from base 37 to 513 and encodes 158 amino acids. The record is from RefSeq and is a predicted model, not a curated record. Gene Ontology annotation, biological process: arachidonate secretion; lipid catabolic process; phospholipid metabolic process. Gene Ontology annotation, molecular function: calcium ion binding; phospholipid binding. The transcript is spliced from 5 exons.
CAUAUAUGUGUGAGGCGAUAAACUGUGACAGAAAAGAUGAGGAUUAGUGGAAAAAUGAUAACUAUAUCGUCAGCAUCUCUUUUAUUUGUAAUAAUUGUAUGUAGCAACCUUGUCACACAUGUUGAAUCACGGUCUGUUCGCCAGAAGAGAACCAUCUUCCAGCUAUGUACUCUGAUCAACUAUUAUACAAACAGGACAUGUACUGAUUAUAACGACUAUGGUUGCUAUUGUGGUUAUGGACAAGCUGUUGGCAAACCAAGGGAUUAUGCUGAUAUAUGUUGCCGAAAACAUGACAAUUGCUACGGAAGGGCCGAAGACAUUUGUUAUCUGUUUCCACAGAUAGUUUCGAUUGGAUAUACAUGUGAUGAUAACACGAGGCAGUGUCGCUGUACAGAUGCAGAGCCUACCUGUGAACGUACAGUAUGUGAAUGUGAAAUAAACCUAGCUCAUUGUCUGUCUAGGGCACCGUAUCAUAAUACAUAUUACCACAUGGACCGUACCAAGUGUAAUUAAAGACAACCAUACAUAGUGUCAUUACAGUACAAUACCUUGUGUAACUAAAGACCGAAUGAAUCAUUACUUGUGUAUACAUAACAAAAGAACACUUUCGUUUGCGUUACAUCUUAUCCAGUUGCAUUUCCAAGUAACAAAUCUGUCUGUUUUAGAAAAGUACUACUUUUACUUUUGUUUUUAAAUUUAUAUUUCAGUCAGGCGGACAAAUGUUUAUAUUUUAUUUGUGCCGGUAGGGAAAAAUCAUUAGAAGAUCGGAAUAAAAAGUAUAGAAGAUCUAAAAUAUAUAAAUUGGAAUAAACUUUCCAAUAGAAAAAAAUGUUAGCACAAAUAAACCCAUCUUAGACCAAUUAUGUCUGUCUGGGUUGCCAAACGAGUCUGAUGGUGUUGCAUUCUGUUGCUUUGUCUAUUUGUUUUACUAGUAUUAAAAAAUUGAACAUUAAAAAGGUAUAUUUCUACUAUA